AGGGGAGCAAAGAAAAAUGAGCUUUCUUAAACAAAUCAUGUGCAGAGGGACAGGCUGCCAGUGCUCAGGCAAUCCUCAGCGGUGGCUCUGCUCUCUUCCCUGCUGGCCAUGAUGCAGGAAGAAGCUGGAGUCCUGAAGGAGGGCUUCCUUGUCAAACGGGGGCAUGUUGUUCGUAACUGGAAAGUGAGAUGGUUUGUUCUGCUUCAGGAUAAGCUGCUGUAUUACAAAAUUGAAGGAGGCAAGAAGGAGCCUUCUCCAAAGGGCAGGAUCCUUUUGGAUGGCUGCACUAUUACCUGUCCAUGCCUGGAAUAUGAGAACAGACCGCUACUAAUCAAACUAAAGACAAAAACCAAUACAGACUAUUUCCUUGAAUGUUGCUCCAGGGAGGAGCGUGACUCCUGGGCUUUGGACAUCACUGGAGCUAUUCAUGCUGGUCACCCAGUACAGGUACAAGAACUUCACAGAAUGAAGAACUCUUUCAAACUGCUAGAUAAUAUCAGCCUCCAUGACAUAGUGGAGAGAAUGUAUGACAGCAAUACUGGAAUUAAACUGACCCGCAACUUGGAUCAAGGCAACAGAUAUAAAGAGACCUUCACAGGUUCUGCCCUGGUGGACUGGCUCAUUUCCAAUAGCUUUGCUGUGUCACGAUUCGAGGCUGUCACCUUGGCAUCCAUGCUGAUGGAUGAGAACUUCAUCAGGCCUGUGGGAACCCGCAGCACUGAGGCCACGCGCUUCAGCGACCCCUCCGAGAAAUUCCUUGAUGACUCCACCGCACUGUACAUGUUUGCUGAGAACAGUAAGAAAAAUACCAGUUCCAAGGAAGAGGUACAAUUUAACAUCUCUGAAUUAAGUGGCACAAUUGUGAAGCAAGGAUUCUUAGUGAAACAGGGGCACAAGAGGAAAAACUGGAAGGUGAGGAGAUUUGUUUUGAGAGCUGAUCCUGCUUUUUUGCACUACUAUGACCCCACUAAGGAAGAAAACAAGCCAGUUGGUGGAUUCUCCCUCCGAGGCUGUCUUGUCUCAGCUCUAGAGGACAACGGAGUCCCAGCAGGAGUGAAGGGCAAUGUGCAAGGCAAUCUCUUCAAAAUCAUCACCAAAAAUGACAUUCAUUAUUAUAUCCAGGCCAGCUCCAAGGCUGAGCGAGUGCAGUGGAUUGAGGCAAUCAAACCACUGACAUGAGUAACGUGGACUCCAUGCCAAAUGACAAGUCACAUUUGUGAACAAGUUUUCUUCUCUCAUUUUCUGGGAGUAUUGUUAUCCCCUUGAUAGUCUAUUUCUGUUAUUUGAAUUACCAUAACACUUAGCAAUUCCUGGUAGACCAGCAUCCUAGGUGUCUUAAAGUCAUAUAGAUCCAGAAUAAUUCUCCACCAAGAAUUUACCAUCUAACAAAGAGACAAAAGACAAUAGGUGGAUACAGACAAACGGGGCUUUACAAUGAAAUGAUGAGAUACAAUAUUCCAAGACAGAAGAAAAGAAUCUCUUGUACAAGUAUUCAGUUUAUACCUGACAGAUCCACAUUGUGCUUUAUCUUAAAGCAGAAAUAUCUUGCUCAUUUCCCCUUUAUAAAGGGGCUCAUAAAUUAAUUAGUUAAGACUGAAACAUCAAAGUCAUGAAAGGUGCUGAUGUCUGAGGCUGCCUUUCUUGGUAUACCACACGAAUCUUGUGCUAAGCCACAAUCCAGCUGCCAGGAUAAUCAGUGCUGCAAAACAAACAAGGGAUCUGUCUGUCCAUCCAUCUGCUUUACUGUUUGGCUCUCUGUUAGACUUGAAAAAACGCAAAGCAUCUUCCUCUCCACUAUAUAGAUUGCUCUUGUGCUGGUACAAGAUCCUGAGUAUCAAAUCAGACCAGUGGCAGUUCCAGACAAUUGCUGGUGCUGAAUAUAUUGGAAGAAAUCACUCAGCUAUAAAAGCGAGACUUUUCCUUCGAUUAUCAUCAUAAGUUCAUUUAUGUUGGAGAACCAUUUGGACUGAGAAUUACAGUAGCAGAUAUGGCUAUUACUUUUUCUAUCUUAGGUCAUUAGUUCUUCCGUUAUUUUCUACUAAACUUGUCUUUGAUAUCAUUAAAUAUUAAAAAAACCCCAAACCCCAAAACCAGUGCAUUUGAAUAUCCUGUGCUCUUUAGAGAUAUGAUUUUUCUCAGAGGGCAGUUUGAGUAUAUGAAAAAUAAUGGUUUCAUUCACUGUAAUUUUAGAUUUAUACAUAAACUGAGACACCAGAGGGUAAAAUUGAAUGUAGGAAAUUAUUAAAACACCUGAUAUACUAUUUUCAUAAAAUUCCUAGUUUUAUCUUAGUACCUGUAUCUGACAGCCAAACUCUUCAGAGUCUUCAAAAACCCUCUGAAGGCAACAUGCUAUAUCUUCCCUGAAGUCACAGAGGAAUUUGAUAGCUCUCUGUCCAGAGUUCCAUCUCUUUGCAGAUUUUAUGUUCUCCAAGUUGUGUACUAAAAAAAAGUCUCAUCACCAAAGGCAGCAUAUGAUAUAUGCUUAUAUAUUUAUUAGAAUAGCCACGUAUGUAGGACUUUCUUCAAAAGCUACAGCAAUGAAAUAACAGCACAAUGCUUAAAUGUGUUCAAAUAUUUAACAGAGUUUAUUUAAAGAAGUUUUCCAGCAAAGAUGCAGUUUUAAUUAGAUACAAAAGUGAGCAAUGCAGUUUCAGAUACAGAUACAUUUCCUAGGCCUGGUCCAGAGAAGACUGUGAAAUCCACAGCUGUUGAAACCCUUCAACUCAGGAAAAGCUACCUGGAAGAGACAGGGAUGUUGAUAAGGAAUUUAUUGCUCUGUACUCAGAAGCCCAAAUGGCUUUGUGUUGAUUGAGCAGAGCUUCCAGAAAAAGCAAUUCCCUCCUGACAAUGUGAGCCUUGCUGGGGCCCAUCAGAUUCCCUUAUUGACUUACAAGAAAAUUUCCUGCUUCUCUUUUCUCAGUCCCAUUACCUGCAUAAUGCCCAGUUCUAGUCACAAGGCUAACAGCCACCCCACUGCAGAGGACUGAGCUCUGUCACCUGGCAUGCAUGGAAUCAUAAGGAUGUGAGAUACUGCACAGCAUCACAAAUUUUGCAGUUUGGGAGCCCAAAAGUGUAUCUCAGCAACAAGUCUAAGAUUUACCCAGAUCAGCCAUAGCUCUGCAAUUGCUGACUUUGUAUGAGAAAAAAAAGGUUAUAUCUCAAACACAUCAGCAAAUUAAAAAAAUAUAGUUCCCACUCUCCAGAAUCAUCCAGAGGAAAGAGUUAAAACGUUUCUCAGACAAGAAAAAGUACAUUUUCCUCUGUUCCCUGGUGAUAUUGAGGUCUCCUCUUUUCAAGCCACUUUGGUAAGCUUGAUGUCCCCUGAGAUCUGCAAAACUUUAACCAAGUUCAGAGGCUGAAUGCGGUGAGUGAAGUCACAGAGCUGCCGUCCAUCAAGCAGGACUCGUAUUUGCUGGUGUUCACAUAAGAGCUCCAUCUGCAAUGGAAAAUGACAGGGGAGGGUGUUAGAGGUCAGCAGCAGGGUUGAUUUCACCAGCAUGGACUUAGAUCCGAUUGUUAUGGGGAGAGUGAAGCACAGAGUCUACUAUUUCUUCUGAAAUACCCUAAUAAAUAACUUACCCUCUGCUGAGAUGAUACUGCAAAGCUCCUUGCAGGGAGUACUCUCACUAAGAUUAGAGAAAGAAAUGCAUCUCUCCCAUCAGGGCUUGAACUGUUGCUGUCUGUGCCAUACUAGACUAGUUAACCUGGCAAUGUCAGUAGUUAGCUGUUUUUGGUCACAUAGCCUUCAGCCUUUCUCCCCUCCUUUUCUCUACUCUAUUCAUAGUACCAAAAAAUUACCUUGAACGUAUCACCUGCUGUAAAUGGAAAGUAGGGAAUAGUCUUCUCUUCUUUUCCCCAUUUCCCACCAAUUCGUGCAUUUCGGGUGAUGGAUUUCUCACUGAAGUUAACUGUAAAUAACAGCCCAACAUCUUUGUUUGCAUCCACUGGAUCACAGAGCAGAGUCACCGAAAAACUGAAAAAAAACCAGUUAAAUGACUGGAACUUUCAGAAAUGUUAAAGGACAUGGUGAACAUGACAGAUGCUUUUAAAGACUACAGACAGCGGCUGAUUUCAUGUCAGACUGGUUUUUAAAUUAUGUUGAUUCCAACCCCCAGCAGACAACCAAGAUGCAGGUUGAGAAUUGCACCUCUUCCUGGAGGAGAAAUGUCACUUGUGUGCUCCCUUCCAGUUCACAAUAGAUAAGGGCAAGGAGUAGAAAAUCCUGUCAGGGCAGCCAGAAAGGUCAAAGAGUAAACUCCUCCUUCACCUUUAAUCUAAGUGCAGGAAAACUAAGUAAAGCCAUAAAUUAUUAACCUGUUUCAUUUUCUUCCUCCAAAGAGCACAGACCUCCAAGAAAGCUUCUGAAUUUAGAAAAUAGGUAGGAGCGUGUAUGACAUGGUGAAGCCCCCACUGGUACCUUCACCUACCUCUUUGGGUUGGAGUGUACCAUCCCGAUGACUGUGAGUUUCAUGGCUGGUCUCAGGCCACCUUUAAUUUCACCAACAUACUGCUCCACCUGCAGGGAACAGUGAAAAAAAAUGGCUGCAGCGGGUGAUGCAGGUAAAGAAGUUUUAACGGCUGCUUUGGUCACCUGAUAUAGAUUGGUUUUCUUUUUACACGUACAAAAGAACUCAAAAAUAUUUCUGGCCUGAAGUACUUCUUGCACUCUCAGUAUAAAUUCUGUGUUCUGGUAUCUGAGGGAAGCAAGAGGGCUGCCAUAACUGAGUGCCUGGUGACGAGGCACUGGCUGCCUGACAGGACUGCCGGCUCCCCUGGGCAGUGUCCGACCAAAACUGCUGUCAGCAAGGGGAGUGUCUGCUGUCCUUGCUCUACCUGAGUGACCUGUGUGACAGAGGCUCCUGGAGGCACAGCUCUGGAAACAGCCAGCACUGCCUUCAGGUGACUGAUGCCACUCCCCAAGACCAGAGCAGGUACUGCAGGAACCGCGGUGGCCCACGUGCCUCACGAGGGACGGGACCCAGAUGGCUGGUACACCUGGGAUGAGAUGGCAAUGGCUGCUAUGGUCUGAUGACACAAUAAAACUCGUUGCAGUGCUCCAUGCAGCAGAUUAAAAGCAUUGUGGCAGCAUGAUGCAGAGCACAGACUGCAUGAACUUAGUGUGUCAGCUCGAAUUCGUUACCAGAUUUCGGUGGGCUAACUUGGCACCAGCAGGCUUUACACUGGGCCAGGCAGCCUCUGUGCUCCACCAUAAAAGUGCAAAUCCAACAGAGAUGCUGCCCUGCUGCUGCAUGUUCACCACACCCUCACAGGUGACUGAAAAUCACACUCUUUCAAAGGCUUCUUGGUGGAUGUACUUUUGUCCUUUUCACAGAGACCCGUAGCUGCAAACUCCACCAAAGAUCUGAGCUACAUUCACUUUUUUCAAGUAAUUCUCUAACAGCUUGGAUGGUCAGUGGAGGAAAUAAUACAGGCCAUAGCUGACAUGGAAAUAUUAAAGAGAGAGCUUGGAAACAAGUGAUAGGGAAGUUUUGAGACUUCAGUUUCAGAAAUGGCUUUAAAGUGUAAAUGUCAGAAUACCACAGUGCAGCAUGUAAUCACUCCUUAUGCAGAUUCACUUAGACAGAAGCUGCUAAAAACCACUAAACGUUAUUAGCAACUUGUGUAACAUUGAUAAUAUUCCAAGGCAAUGCACAACAGACCCUGUUUUAGAUAAAAAGAACUUUAUCGUUCCAGUGUUCUAAGGUAAAAAUUCAGACAGUUUUGCUAGAAGACCUGCACAACAUGCACACAUAAAUUCAAGACAAAAAAAGCCUUGCCUAUACCUCAUUUCCUAAUUUCAAUAUACUAGUUGUAUCUUCUGCUAAGAUGACCUUAUGAAAUUUAUUUUCCCCCUUUGAUAUUUACAUCCAGCUACUUUUACAGCUUCACAGAUACAUUAAUAAACCUCUAAUUCCUAACAAGAACAAUAUUGGAAGAAAUUAAUUAAAAAGUACCUUUAAAAAUGACAGUAGUACUGCUGAUUGUUAAUAAUGUACAUUUACC
Chiroxiphia lanceolata (lance-tailed manakin) is the source of this 6003-nucleotide messenger RNA. RefSeq names its product pleckstrin 2 (gene PLEK2). The coding region runs from base 109 to 1179 and encodes 356 amino acids. The transcript is spliced from 9 exons. Gene Ontology annotation, cellular component: plasma membrane. The record is from RefSeq and is a predicted model, not a curated record. NCBI's taxonomy places the organism in Eukaryota, Metazoa, Chordata, Aves, Passeriformes, Pipridae. Gene Ontology annotation, biological process: intracellular signal transduction; actin cytoskeleton organization.